AGAAUGCGGUAGAGGAGAGCAAUCAGUAGUCUUCGUGCGGUGUUCAUCGACGAUUCUCGCUGUUCUCAUUGAUCUAUUUGAUUCAUUUUUAUGCAAAAGGAUCCCAUUUGUGUGCGAGCAUAUUAAAUUAAUUAGCCAGACGUGUGAUUUAAAAUGUGGUCUUCCGUCAUCGUAUUCAUCAGUUUACUAUGUAUAUUAAUACCAUCGACGCAAUCUCAAGGUUCAUGCCAAAAUCCGCAAGGACAACCAGGCGUAUGUAUCAAUAUUAGAAAUUGCCAAGUGUUGCUCGACCUUCUGCAAUCAAAUUCUCAAAAUGCAGAAGUAGGAAAUUUUCUUCGUGCAUCCGUUUGUGGGUUCGAAGGUAGAGAUCCUCAAGUUUGCUGUCCUGCCGGCACCAAUGGCGGAAAUACCGGUGAUACAGGAAACGGAGGCAACAAUUUAGGCGGCGAUCAAGGUCGCAGCGAGAUCACGAAUACCGUGUAUGGUCCUUUGUAUCCACCUGAUUGCGGAUUCAGUAAUGUAUCGCUACGUAGAAUUGUUGGUGGCGAACCAGCUUCGUUAGGUUCUUGGCCUUGGCUUACCGCUCUUGGAUAUAGGAAUUCGAGAGAUCCGAAUGUUCCAAGAUGGCUUUGUGGCGGUGCUCUAAUUACCUCUCGGCACGUGCUAACAGCCGGACAUUGCGUGUUUGGACGGGAUGAUUUGUAUAAAGUGCGUAUUGGCGACUUGGACCUCAACACCGAUUCCGAUGGAGCGUUUCCCUUCGAGGACUUUCUCGAGAGAAAAACGGUACAUCCGGACUACAACCCCACAACCCAUACGAAUGAUGUGGCUGUCUUGAAAACGACUCGAGACGUACCCUUUACAUCAAUGCUUCAUCCCAUUUGUCUUCCGGUAGAUGAUUUUAAUAGAUAUAGAAAUCUGGAGAAUACAUAUCCUUUUAUUGCUGGAUGGGGAUCUAUUUAUUUCCGUGGACCCACAAGUAGUCGGCUUUUGCAGACACAACUUCCUGUACGUACAGAACAAGAAUGCAAAAAAGCUUUUCAGAACUUUAAAGGAAAUGUAAUAGAUAGCCGCGUUUUGUGCGCCGGCUUUGCUCGAGGUGGAAAAGACUCCUGUCAGGGUGAUAGUGGUGGGCCAAUGAUGUCUCCUAAUCCUCGAGAUUACCAAUACUAUUAUGUUGUUGGAGUAGUAUCAUAUGGUUUCAGAUGCGCUGAACCAGGUUUUCCGGGUGUUUAUUCAAAAGUAACGGCCUUCCUCGAUUUCAUUACGAACCAAUUAGUGUAAAUAAUAUUUCUUCGCAAAUAAAAACCUUCUGUCCAUUUU
Molecule: messenger RNA, 1323 nt
Organism: Nylanderia fulva
Lineage: Eukaryota; Metazoa; Arthropoda; Insecta; Hymenoptera; Formicidae
Product: venom protease
Biological process (GO): proteolysis
Molecular function (GO): serine-type endopeptidase activity
Source: RefSeq, a predicted model, not a curated record